AUGCGUCUGCUCACAAAACGGGCGCAGCUGUGGUCGGAGAUGAUGCCGGACAUGACGGUGAUACACGGGGAGCGAAAGACCGUGGAUGAUAUGCUACACUGUGGAGCAAACGAAUAUCCCGUGGUCCUGCAGCUGGGAGGGAACAAUCCUGAGACUCUCAAGGAGGCCGCUGUAAUCGCAGUGCCAUACGGGUACGACGAGGUUAACCUCAACGCAGGCUGCCCCUCCGCGAGGGUGUCAGGAAAAGGGUGCUUCGGGGCGGCGUUGAUGAACGACGCCGGCCUGGUGAGGGACAUACUGCGCGAACUAAGGAAGACGCUCAAGGUACCAGUCACGGUGAAGCACAGACUGGGAGUGGAUCACAACGACAGCUACGAGUUUGUGCGUGAUUUCGUCACCACGGUUGCCGAAUCGGGAUGCGAUCACUUCAUAGUUCACGCCAGAAAAGCGUGGCUUAACGGGAUCAACCCGAAGAAAAACCGCUCAAUACCGCCGCUUGACCACGAACGUGUCUACAGGCUGUGCCAGGACUUCCCUCAUCUCAACUUCAGCCUAAAUGGAGGCGUCAAAUCGCUUAAGGAAAUAAAGGACGCGCUGGGUAGAGGCGCCUACGGAGUAAUGGUCGGUCGCAUGGCGUACGACAACCCGUGCGAGCUGGCCAGGGUGGACACGGACAUCUACGGAGAGGCCGAAAAUCCAGCCACCUGCAAGACACGGCGGACGCUCCUAGAGGCCUACGCGGACUUCGUGGAUGCCACCGCUGACAGGAACGCGGACAUGCACGUCUGCAUGAUCGUGAAGCCCAUACUGGGCACCUUCUACGGAGAGCACGGCACCCGUACCUUCAGGCAGGCGCUUUCCGACAUGUCCGCAUACGAGGAACUAAACUUCCACAAGGGCAAGACGAAGCACGCGCAGUACAUACAUCGCGCUAUAGAAAUCAUGGAGGUCGUGAACCCCGACGCCCUCGAUCGCAAUCUUCACUGA
Molecule: messenger RNA, 987 nt
Organism: Babesia ovata
Lineage: Eukaryota; Apicomplexa; Aconoidasida; Piroplasmida; Babesiidae
Product: dihydrouridine synthase
Exons: 1
Coding region: 1-987 (328 amino acids)
Biological process (GO): tRNA dihydrouridine synthesis
Molecular function (GO): flavin adenine dinucleotide binding; tRNA dihydrouridine synthase activity
Source: RefSeq, a predicted model, not a curated record